AUGGCCGAGCAACCUCCCCAGAUCCCCUCGGUGGACCUCAAUCAUGAGAAAGACUCUCCUCCUAGCUCCUCCGGUACCGAUAUUGAGCGACCGCCAGAACCAAAAAUCGAACAACACGCCUCGAAGCCCCCCAGCGGCCCUCCUCCUCCUCCCAAUGGCGGCCUGGUCGCAUGGCUGCACGUCGCCGGUGGCUUUAUGCUCUUCUUCAACACUUGGGGUAUUUUGAAUGCAUUCGGGGUGUUCCAGACGUAUUAUGAGUCGGAGUUCCUAUUCCACAGAUCCUCAUCCGAUAUCUCAUGGAUCGGCUCCAUUCAGGCGGCGAUGCUGUUGUUGGUGGGAUUCUUCACGGGGCCCAUCUACGACCGGGGAUACCUGCGAGCGCUCCUUUUGGUCGGUAGCUUCUGCAUUGUCUUCGGACACAUGAUGCUCAGCAUCUGCAAAACAUACGGGGAAGUGCUCCUCGCGCAGGGUUUCUGUGUCGGACUCGGUGCUGGCUGUCUCUUCGUUCCCUGUGUCUCUGUCUUACCCACCUACUUCAGCACCAAGCUGGGUAUGGCUCUCGGACUGGCCGUGUCCGGGUCCUCUCUCGGGGGUGUGAUUUAUCCUAUUGUCCUGAACCAACUCAUUGGCCCCCUGGGGUUCGGCUGGUCCGUCCGCGUCAUUGGCUUUAUCGCCCUGGGCACUCUCCUUGUGCCGAUUGCGGUCAUGAAGCAGCGUGUGAAGCCACCCCGGGCGCGAGCACUUAUCGACUGGUCAGCAUUUACUGAUCUUCCGUACAUGGCUUUCGUCCUCACUUCACUGAUCUCUUUCAUGGGCCUCUUCGUGCUCUUCUUCUACAUCUCAUACUUUGGAGCAGCCAAGCACAUCACCGACAGCCGUAUGGCCUUUUACAUCGUUCCCAUUCUCAAUGCUGCCUCAUGUUUUGGUAGGACCAUUCCCAACGCCAUGGCAGACAAGCUUGGACCUUUCAAUCUGAUCGCACCAUGCUGCAUCAUGGUCGGCGUGCUCGUUCUCUGCCUGCUGAGCGUCACCACGGAAGCUGGUUUGAUUGUGAUUGCAGUCUUCUCCGGCUUUUUCAGCGGUGCUCUGAUCGGUCUGCCGCCUCUUUGCUUCGUCGCCCUGACCAAGGAUAAGACCAAGAUCGGUACCCGUAUCGGCAUGGGCUUUGGUAUGAUUGGUCUUGGUGUUCUCGCUGGUGGUCCUGCGGGUGGUUCCAUCCUCGCUCAUCCCCACCAUAGUAAUUGGAAUGGCCUGUGGGCAUUCGGAGGUGUGACCACUUGUGUGGGAGGUUUUAUGUAUGCUGGGCUGCGUCUUGUCCUCUACGGGUUCAAGCUGAGAGUGAAGGCUUAA
Messenger RNA from Aspergillus tanneri, 1350 nucleotides. RefSeq lists its product as uncharacterized. NCBI's taxonomy places the organism in Eukaryota, Fungi, Ascomycota, Eurotiomycetes, Eurotiales, Aspergillaceae. Gene Ontology annotation, cellular component: fungal-type vacuole membrane. The record is from RefSeq and is a predicted model, not a curated record. The transcript has a single exon. The coding region runs from base 1 to 1350 and encodes 449 amino acids. Gene Ontology annotation, molecular function: transmembrane transporter activity. Gene Ontology annotation, biological process: transmembrane transport.